Molecule: messenger RNA, 2934 nt
Organism: Wasmannia auropunctata (little fire ant)
Lineage: Eukaryota; Metazoa; Arthropoda; Insecta; Hymenoptera; Formicidae
Product: putative IQ and AAA domain-containing protein 1-like
Exons: 10
Coding region: 224-2749 (841 amino acids)
Molecular function (GO): ATP hydrolysis activity; ATP binding; protein binding
Source: RefSeq, a predicted model, not a curated record
CUCUGCGUCGAGACAUGACGCCGUCAUUAUCAAUGUUAAAGCGAAUAGGUCCCAAAAUAAUUUCGGCAUUCUGAAAAGAAAUAUUUGAUAGUUGACAAACGCAAAUUCUUAAACGUCCAUCAUUGAUAACCACGAUUUAAAAAUGACAAGUUCCAAAUUGCGAGGAUAAAAAGAGAACAAAAUUCUACAAAAUCCAUAUCCAUGAAAAUCAUAUUUAAAGUCGAUGUCUCACGUUUAUUACAACGAGUUAUGGCUUAUCACGAGAAACGAUUUGCAAAAGCUGUUAGAACUCGAACGAGGAUUGCAAAAAAAUGCAUCGUUAAAUAAAAGAAAUGCUUUAAAUUCAGCGUUGUCUAUGUAUCUGAGAUACCAAAAUAUUGUAAGAGGACUCAUCACGUGUUACGAUCAAAUGGUCCAGACGCAGAAACGGGAAUUAAUUAAAAAGAUGUUAGAUUGCGCUAUUGGACGAAUGCUAGAAUAUAAACAGGAAAUUGUCAAGCUGGAUUAUACGGAUUAUCAAUGGCCUGACGAUAUUUUAAUUCAAAUGAAAUUCACGCCGGAUGACGUCGAGUUGUUUGCAUCGGUGUCUGGCCGAGAACGUGUAGAGGAACGCAGAAAAUUUAUUCAAGAAUUAAUGGAGAGUUUUGACAAAGCACCAAAGAUGAGAGAGCGUAGUCUUUCACAGAUCCACAUCGAGAGUUUGCCCGAGGUGGAGGAUGAGACGUUAAAGACGCGCGCCGCUCGAAGAAGAGUGCGCCCCGCACAACCCACGACGAAAGUAGAAUUAGUCCGCGAAUCACCAGAGGAAAAAGCCGCCCGAGAAGCGAAACUUGCCGCUGAAAGAACUAUGCGUAACGCGAUAUUAUUGAUACAGAGCCACGAGAGAGCCAGAAAGGGACGCUGCUAUGGCACAGAUGUGAAACGUAUGUACGAUUACAACAAGAAAGUGAGGACCGGGGAGAUAAUACCGAGAAAAAUAGAUCGAAUCAAAUACGUUAAAUCAGCGACGACGAUACAACGCGCGUGGCGGCGUUAUGUCGCUAGAAAAGCUACAAAAAAACGAAUUUCGCGUCUCGAAGAAGCUUUGGGUAUGACGAUACCAAGCUGGCGCUGCAACAAGACGUUCGCCAAGGACGAUGAAAACUUUCAGCGACGACGUGCUCUAAUGCCCAUAUUCGAUGCACGCAUGAAGAAGGCAAUCAGCGACGAACGUACAAGGCUCCUGAAAAUCAGAGGUCCGGGAUUAAUGGAGGAUAUCACUGAUGAGAUUCGUGAGUGGUUCGUCAUUUGGUACGACACGGUAGGACAUUACGACGUGUUUCCGGCGGCGGAAUUUGGUGGCAGCGUGCUGAUUGCCACCGGACAGACCAAGACGCCGCAGGAAUAUUUAAUAGAAAAAUUACAAAAAGAGAAAGCCAAAGAAAAAGGCAGAACGGCUGAGAAAAUGGCGCCAGUUCCCAAAGCUGAGCUUAUCAAAGGAGAAAUUCAUGGUUGGAAAAUGCCGCAAACAGAUGCUCUGUCCUGCUUGGUGGAGACAAACGUCGAGUUCAUUCGAAACUGGAGUUUUCGUGACGAGAAAGAUCCGCAGCAGGAAUAUCUGGAUAUAAUCACCGAGAAACUUUGUUACGAGUUGCAGCUCGAAAUGAGGGGGAUAGUGGACGAAUUGAUGAGGGUCGAGCUGGAAUUAUUAAACAAGGCAUUACUGAAGGAUCAUGCAAAUGAUAAGGCGAAAUUCACGAUUCCAACAAUGGAUCAAAGAAAAACAACUGACAGAAUCAAAAUGAAAAGAAGGAAGGACAUUUUGGAGGAUGUGGCUGUCGAGGAUCUCUUCAGCGAGCUUCUACGAGCUAAAGUCAUUAGAAACUACCGAACUAUUUUUUUACGCGAUUGGUUUGGCGAUCUCUCCUAUCAAAAUUACGAAGCACGUCGCGAGCUCCGAGAUUACAAACAUCGACUUGGAGAGGUAAAGCAACUCGUCUUAGAGUAUUGCGUAUUGCCUUUAACUUCCAAGGAGACACAUCAAGUUGCACCGCUCGUGCGUUCCGUGUGCAUAUAUGGAUUACCGGGAACCGGAAAGACUGCACUUGCCAAUGCCAUAUGCUCAGAGAUCGGCGCAUUACUUUUCGACGUAUCACCAUCUGUUUUGAUAGAUAAAUAUAUGGGCAAGGAAAAGCAACAGAGACUCAUCAACAUAAUCUCUAAAGUGGCUCGGGUUUUCGCGCCUUCCAUCAUAUUUCUCGAUGCUGGCGAAAAACCUUGGCUGAAAAAAGUUCCACCUGAGGAAAGACAUCUUCAACCUAAGCGCUUCGCCAAAUAUUUUGUUAAACUAAUAAAAGACAUUAAGCCAGGCGACCAGAUACUAUUUCUCUCGCUGUCCGAAGGACCUCAUAAGGCGACAGCCGCUUUCAUCACGUUCUAUGAUAAAUUUAUAAUGGUGCCUACCACCGAUUACAAUACGCUUUAUAUGUACUAUAAGAAUCUACUGAUGAAAUAUCACGGUGUCGAUCGCGACAUUGAUGUCUCCUGUUUGGCCAAAAUAUCCAUCGGAAUUCCUUUGGAUUUUAUCCGGCAAGCCGUAGAAAAGGUGCUGUCGCUGCGCCGAAGAAUUACUCUUAAAUCCAAUCCGUUAAGUCCGAUAGAAUUUAUAAACGAGAUAUUGUUAUAUCGACAUCCUACGAGGGAGAUGGUACAGAAUAUUGAUAAAUUUGAAAAACGCAUCUCACUUGGCAGAAGAAACAAAGAAUUGUAAAAAGAAAAUUCACGAUUGGACACAAAAAGAUGAUGACGAAUUUGUCUUGGGAUUUUAAUGUAUGUAUGUAUAUAUGAGCAAAAAUUUCGCUCAAUACAAAAAAUGUAUUCAUAUUGCAAAUAUUUGUAUUCUUAUAUUACGAGAUAACAGCCCAUAGUAUAUAUAAAUAUAAAAUGUCUGUUGUU